Messenger RNA from Mytilus californianus (California mussel), 3908 nucleotides. RefSeq lists its product as uncharacterized. The transcript has 3 exons. Gene Ontology annotation, molecular function: protein binding. NCBI's taxonomy places the organism in Eukaryota, Metazoa, Mollusca, Bivalvia, Mytilida, Mytilidae. The coding region runs from base 507 to 2864 and encodes 785 amino acids. The record is from RefSeq and is a predicted model, not a curated record.
CCUAACCUGAAUGGCGUGACAUAUAGUUGUAUAUGAUUGAAACACUUUGAGGACAAUGGCUACUGUUGGUCGUUCGAAAAACAAUAAAACUACAAUUAACGCUAGAAGGGUAACAUAUGCCGCAGAACAUCUGAUGGCAGAAAUUUUGAAUGAACUUCUAAGAAUUAAAGCGCCAUAUCACAUGAUAGCCGGUCAUAUAAAAAAAAACUAGUCUGUGGCAGCAGUUGGAACAAAGAGAGAGAAACCGUAUUUUAAAGGUUGCAAAAAAAAGAAACCUAUGAACACUUUGAUAUACAAUUAAGUUAUAAAGUACUGAAAAUUUUAAACACAAUCCCCCUCCAACGAAUGGAUGGGGGCGGUAUCCAGAUAUCACUAAAACGUCUGUUGGUGAUGACAUAGAACGGAUAAGGAAGUACAGAAACAAAUUUGCGCAUAAAGGAAAGUGUAAAAUAACGGAUAGUAAAUUGACAGAGUGGUUUUCUAAAUUCCAAAGUGUUGCUAAAAGAAUGGAAGAUUAUCUCGACAAAAGAAAUGGUGAGUUCACUGAGAAAUUUUCAACAUUCGAAACAGGCUCUAAUGACGACAAUAGAGACACCCUUAUGAACACAAUAAAAUUGGCAAAGGAAGAGAUUGAUCAGCUACGACUCGAAAAUGACAAUUCUAAUAUUAAUGGUGCAUCGAUAGUUCAAAUUGAGGAAUGGAAAAAGAUUGACGAAAAGUUUGUAUCAACAGAUCUUUGUGAAAACGUAAUAAAACAAAUGGAAGAAUACAAUGUAAUAACUGUAUACGGUAAAUCCGGAAUAGGAAAAUCAGCAACAAUACAUCACGUGGCAUUAGUAUUACAAGACAAAAGUCAAUAUGAAAUUGUUCCAUGUCGUAGUCCUAAAGACAUAGAAAAGAAGUUUAAGAAGAAUGCACGUCAAGUGUUUGUGUUUGAUGGUGUUUGUGGCAGAUAUUCGGCAAUACAAGAUGUAAUCGAUUCGUGGCUAGGGUAUGAAUCUUUCUUAAUGAGGAUUGCAAGGGAAAGGAACGUCAAAGUUAUUGUGUCGUGUCGCCUGCAAGUUUUCAAGGAGGAACAGUUUCAGAGAAUAUGUUUCCUAAAAGAAUGUGCAAUUGAGUUUACGGACAAUUUGAUAACCCCAGACCAGAAACGAUCAAUAUUUGAAAAAUAUUUGGAUUCAGAUUUGAUACCCGCGAUCGGAAAUGCUAUUUACAAAUGCGAUUUCUUUCCACUAAUGUGCUCCUUGUAUAGAAAAGAUACACAACAAGAUAUUGUUAAAUUUUUUGAAAACCCGUUUGACAUUUAUAUGUCUGAAUUUGAUAGCAUUAAACAAGACCAAAACAAAAUGAAAUAUUUUACAAUUAUUUUAAUUGUACUUUGUAAUGGGGAAUUACGUUUUUCAGAUAAACAAGACACAGAUAGUAAUGAAGAAAAACAUGAGAAACAUUUAAAAAAUCUUAUCGAAGAUUGUGGUAUCUUUCGUGAAACACCUAAAACCGUUAUAAAAAUGCACCUUGAUUCAUUGGUUGGAACAUUUUUAAAGACUGAAUACUAUCACAACAACGUCGGAAAAUACAUGGUUAUUUAUCGACCAAUUCAUGCCAAACUUUUUGUUGAUUACAUGUGCCAUCACUGUGGAUUACAUUUUCAAAAUGUAAUUAUUAAAUAUGCAACUAGUUCGUUAUUAAGUCAACGAACUCGGUUUGAAUCAUUAGCGUCAACAGAAGAAGCUCCAAUUAUUAUAAGAACUGAAAAUGAGGUAGAUUUCUUCAGUCGGAUGAUGCAGGACAUUUUAGAAGACAGAUCAGAAUACGUAUUCAGAAAUUCUCAAAUGAAAUGUCCAGAAUACAGACAUAAACUGAUUCGAUAUCUCAACUGUAAUGCAGAUUUAUUGAAAUCCAUUCUUAAGGAUACUCACAUUGGUAGAAAAGUAUUGUUUGAAAUCCUUGCGUCAAAUUAUUCUGAUUUGAUUUCAUUCGCAGAAAGUAUACAGGGUUCUUUAAUUUCCAUGUUAGAUUUGGCCUAUUGUACUGAACAAAAUUUCUUCUCAAAAUAUACAAAAAAGUUCAAAAACUUGAAGACGCCAUCUAUCAGUAUUGAUAAAUUUCGCUAUACACCCGUUGUAUGUGCUAGUUACUAUGGUCAUACUGAAAUGGUCAAGGUACUUCUAUCAAAAGGUGCCAGUAUUAACUGCAAUGCUUCUCAUCGACAGUUAACGCCGCUUUCAGCAGCAAAAGCUGGAAACAACUCAUAUAUCGUUGACAUUAUUUUGAAUAAUAAUGAACUCGGCGUAAAUACAGUAAAUAACAGACAAUUUAGCCCAUUAAUGAUGGCGUGCAGUUUUGGAAAAUUUUCAAUGGUAUGUUCCCUUGUAGACAAAGGAGCUAGCGUAAAUUCUAUUGAUAAAUGCGGUCAUACAGCGCUCAUGUUUGCCAGUAGAUAUGGGUUUGUUGAUAUUGUACAAUACCUUUGUCAAUUCGGUGCUGAUAUUAUGUUUAGAAGUAGUAAAAGAUGGACAUCUCUCAUGUUUGCAUGUAAGGGAGGUCAUACAGCUAUUGUAGAAUAUUUAAUUGAAAAGGGAUCGAGUGUUAAUAAUGAAAUUGAUGUGCAUGGUGCAUCGCCAUUUCAUAUUGCUGCUAAGCACACAUUUUGGGAUUUGUGCAUGUAUCUUUUGCAAAUGGGGGCAAAUGAUGACCUGAUAGAUGACGAUGCAGUCUUUGCAAUAACGAAAUCAACGGAAACGGAGGACAAUAGUACCGAUGUCCCUAAUAUACGAUCAGAUAGAACUAUUUUAAAUAAGGAAAUGUUUUGCCUACCCUUAGACGAGGUAAUUGAACUUGAAGAUCAAACUACCUACAUGUGAUUUGAUUGUAAAAUAUCUGUUUCAAAAUGUAGCAAUAGCUUAUCUGUGAACAAAACAACAUAACAAAUGAUUGUGAAUACUUUCGGCAGUAUAUUUAGAUAUUUUUGUGAUAACGGAAAAAUAUAGUUAUUGUUACAGAUCUAAACAAACGACAUUAACUAUAAGAGUUUUUCAUCAAAUUAUAAGUAUCUUUAAAAGACUACUAAAGAUAAUAAAUAAACAACUUAACUUAAUUCGACCUUUAAAGGCAAAUGCAUUUCAUAUAAAACAUACCUGGCUGAAAAGGCAGACAACCAUUGCACAUGUAUUGUGAGUUAUUUGUGCGUUUUAACCUAGCAGUUAUCGAAACAUUGACCAACCAUUUAUGUUGUUUACAUUUGGUUUUGAGAAUGAUGCAGUAGCAUUUAAAACAAUUGGACCAGUUUGACUUAAACAAGCAUUAAAUUAAGGAAUUAAUUUUUGUUUAAAGAAUUAAAAAUUAAAAGCUGAAAUAAUUAAAACAUUCAUACAUGAAACACCUUUAAAAAAAAUAUGUUCUGAGGAGUUUUGGGAAUGACCAUUUAGCUAAAUCAUGGAAGAAUUGAGGAAAACUGAAUUGGAAAAAAAAUGAAUUGAAUAACAAACUACUUAAAACCUUUACUAAAUUCUUCCAUAGACACAAAGAUUUGGUUUUGCAAGUUUGGCUGUACCUGUAGAAAACUUAUUUCAAACGGAAUAGCACAUCCUAAAUUUUACGAUAAUGUUGAUUACCGAGCCCGGAAAUUUAGAUACGAUCCGGGUAAACUUAUCAAUUCUUUAAAUAAACUUAUUCCAAAAGGUUACCUAUUCAACACCUAAUUUGAUCUUUGAAUGUUGUUUUUAUUGGUAUAAAUAUUGGUUUUGUUAUCAGUUAAUUAAAACCAUACUAAAUAUUAUUGUUAUACACAUAUGCACCUAAUGUGUCACUGUACUACAAACUGUCGAUAACUUUAUUUUGGCAUUGUACAAUGUCAUGUUUUUCUCUGACUAUUAAUGACGUCUUUACAAUAAAUCAGUUGGAUGUUG